Molecule: messenger RNA, 3056 nt
Organism: Pieris rapae (cabbage white)
Lineage: Eukaryota; Metazoa; Arthropoda; Insecta; Lepidoptera; Pieridae
Product: E3 ubiquitin-protein ligase LRSAM1-like
Exons: 1
Coding region: 282-2378 (698 amino acids)
Molecular function (GO): protein binding
Source: RefSeq, a predicted model, not a curated record
AUCUGUGCUUUUAUGUAUUGUUAUUGUGAUCCAUAAUCCAUUAAUUCACAUUGUUUUGUCAUUUAAUCAGUGUUAUAUUUAUAUCAACGGUGUAGCGAUAUUUUUUAUUUGACUUUGUAAAAAAAUAUUUUUAAGUUAGCUGUUCAAUAAGGACAGCAUGAAUUUUAGUACUAGAAUUCAGGCAAUAACUUAGUAACAUCGCAAAUGCACUAUGAAACUAUACAAUGUUUAAAAUAUAAUAUGACUCAGUUUGUACAUUGUAUCCUCUUUAAUUUUCUUUGAUGGGUUGUGCAGCGUCGGGCGUAAACCGAACAAUAAUGAUGUUUAAUAGACACGCUCAUAAUUCGUCGGAAUAUCGUGCAAUACUGGACCGAAAGCUCUAUAUAGCAAAGGAAUCACCGGAACCGGAGUUUGAUCUAUCAGGUUGCGAUUUAAGACAUUUGCCUUCUGGAAUAUUUUCAAUAUGUAAGGUUUUUCGUAAGGAAUACUUAUAUUUACAAAAUAACAAGCUAAAAACAUUAGAAGAAGGUGGGCAAUUAGCUGAUCUUCAGUUGGUCAAAACAUUAAAUAUUAGCAAAAAUAAUUUCACACAAAUACCUAAGAGUAUUAGGUUUCUCCUAUGUCUCACAGAACUUUACUUGCAAGAAAACCAAAUUACCUACUUACCAGAUGAAAUAAAGUUUCUACAAACCCUCAAAAUACUAGAUGUCUCAAGAAACAAUUUAAAAAAAUUAAAUCCAGUUUUGGGACAACUACAAAGCUUACGUAAACUUAUAAUUAUAGGUAACAAAGACCUGACUGAAAUCUGUAUAGAACUCUGUCUUGCUUCAAACUUAUGCUCAAUUGAAUUGGAUUGUGCACAAUUUUAUAUACCACCCCCUGAAGUUACAAUUAGGGGUACUGAAGCAAUAAUGAAAUUUCUUUGCCUUCAAGCAAAUAUUACAUAUAACCCACCUGUACCAGAAAAUGAUAACAUAUUACCAGCUUAUGGUGGAAAUCAGUCUGUGCACCUCUUUACUAAACCCAGAAUUACAUGGGAAGAAGCAGAACAAGCUGUUCAGCAAAAGGAAGACCAAAUAUAUAAAGCAAAUCAAGUACAGAGAGAGAAAAUUUUGUCAAAUGUUUUAAAAGAACAACUUAGCUUAGAUAUAGAAAUAUCUAAAAUACACGAAGGUAGGGAACUAGAAAGACAGAAAUUAAUAAAUACUAUACAAAAAGAAGAACAAAAUAUUGAAUGUUUAAUUAAUAACUUCAUAGGAUAUGAUAAACUAAAGCCUGAAAUCAUUCAACAACAACUAGCACAUGAGCAGUUAGAGCAUGACCAUUUGUUAGAAAUUACUAGACAAAACUAUGAUAACAUUAAAAAAAGUGACAUUUUAAAAACAAUGCAACAAUUAUUAGAAGAAAACUGCUCAGUAGGAAAGUAUAUGAAAUAUUAUAAAGAUAAUUUAAAUGAUGUUAAAAAGAACUUGUUAAUGAAAGAAACUGAGGUGGAUGAAAAAUUGGAACAAUUACUAAAUGCAAAAGAUCAGCUUAGAGAAGGACAAGUACAACUACUUUUAGAGGAUCAAGAUGUACAGAAAGCAAUGGUAUCUUCAUUAUUGGACCAAGUUGAUGCUAGAAGCUGGAGUUUGAAUCAGGAGAUAUCUUUAGUGUCAUCACAUUUAGCUAAAUUAAGUGUUAUUGAACAGGAAAAGAGGAAAAUUAACAUAGUUGAUAAUUAUAAUGAGCUGCUGGAACAGCGAAUACAUUUAGUUUCUUUACUGGAAGACCUUUUUAUUCAGAAAAAUAAAAGGAGAAAGCAAUUAAUUGAUACUUUGCAUGAAGCAGAAAAUGCAAGUAAUAAUAAGACAGAUUUUUGGUUGCAGAGCUAUAAAAAGUUGUUAGAUUGUGCACCUCCAUCUCUUCUAAGCAUGGGAAAAUCCUUAGAUCCUGUUCUUGUAAAUUAUCUAUUACAAGAAGGUGUCAUACACUGUUUACCAUUUUUGGUAAAUAUUUUGUUUUCUGAUACAUCCUAUUUGAAUAUAACUACCCAAGACUUAAAACUAUCAGGAGUAUGCUUGAAAAUGGACCAAGAAAAUAUUAUAAAGGCUAUUAAUAAAUAUUUGGUUAGUAAAAAUGGAAAUGAGCUUACAUCUUCGAAUACAAGUGCACCAACAUUACCUGCUGAUGAUUCCCAAAUAGGAGUCUUAAGUCAGAUAGAAAAUAAUAUAUCUCCGGAUGGUGAGUGUGUUAUAUGUAUGGAAUGUAAGUCUCAGGUAGUGUUUGUGCCUUGCGGUCACAUGUGUUGUUGUCAAAGUUGUUCACAGAAAGAUAUCAGCAUUUGUCCAAUGUGUAGAUCAAAUAUAGAAAGAAUUAUAAAAGUAUUGAUAGCAUAGUUUUAAAUCACUAUAUUGGUUGUGAAAUUUAUAACAACAAGACGUGUUAAGGGAUGAUAUUUGCACAAAGGACUUUAUAUUAUACAAAAUACCAUAAGUUUCAUGACGUCAUAUAGUAUAAUAUACAUUACAGUGACACUGUUAUGGCUGUGAACAAGGUUAUAGUCACUUAGUUUUUAUUUUUAGCAAGGGGGUGGGGGUAUUCUUGUAAAAACCUUGCUGGAAAUUCCCUAUAUUUACUUAGUGUACCAUUAUAGAUUAUUUUAUUGUGAUUGUAUAUAAUUAGUUUACCAACAAUACUACUUCCAAAAGAUACCUAUAUAACACAUAGCAUGUUGGAUUGAUCCUUGCUAAUAACCAUUAUUGAUCAAUUGUAUAAAAACACAUGUAAAUGAAAUAUUUCUCUAUUUUCAUACAAUACAGGUAAAGGUUGGUGUGUUACAGUCUACACAUCUUUCUAUAUUUCCUCACUAAUAACAAUAAUUGUCUAUAAAAAUAUUUAUAAGGACCACAUAUAACAUUGGAAACUAUAACUUAGUAAUGGACAAAGUUUAUUAAAAUAAUUUGAGGCUUAAGCUGGGGAAAUUGCUUAUAAGGAAUAAUAAAAAGAAAAGUAAUGAUAAAUAAUUUCUUCAUCUUAUUAUUCAAUGACAAUUAUUAUUAUAUUUAGUAUUUUAC